Molecule: messenger RNA, 1050 nt
Organism: Dissoconium aciculare CBS 342.82
Lineage: Eukaryota; Fungi; Ascomycota; Dothideomycetes; Mycosphaerellales; Dissoconiaceae
Product: thioredoxin-like protein
Exons: 4
Coding region: 10-978 (322 amino acids)
Biological process (GO): glutathione metabolic process
Cellular component (GO): mitochondrion; peroxisome
Molecular function (GO): glutathione transferase activity; glutathione peroxidase activity
Source: RefSeq, a predicted model, not a curated record
GAGCAAAUGAUGUCCAAACUUCGCCCGGGAGAAACUCUCUCGUACCGACUGAUACGAAUACCGAUCCAAUCCAUUAGCGUCCGCAGAGGAAUUACCAAUGAUGUUGCGCGAGAGCGACUGACUGACUCGUUCGAGUCACGACAACAUGCGCAUGUGAUAUACGAGUCCGACAAUCGUACGCCUUCGAACACCACUCGAACAUCAGUAUUUUACAUACGACCUAUCGCAAAAGAUUUGACAUCGUGGAACCUGGCCCUCGGCUGUCCUACAGAGGUCGACGUCUCCUCAUACAAAGGACAAACAACAGAUAUCAAAAUGGCGAAGAACAAGAUCACGCUCUACCUCGACGUAGUCAGCCCGUUCGCGUAUAUUGCAUUUCACGUCCUGAGGACUUCACCGACAUUCGCGCAAUGCGAGAUUAAGUAUGUGCCAAUGUUCCUGGGCGGCAUUAUGCAGGCAACUGGUAACACGCCGCCAGUUUCAAUCAAGAACAAAGGUGAAUAUACCUCGAGAGAGCGCGAGCGAUGGCAGAAGUACUUCAACGUACCCAUGAGCUCAACGAUGCCUUCUCCUUUUCCACAAGUGACCAUCGUUCCCGAUCGGGCGCUCUGUUACGUAGAAAGCAAACAUCCUGAGAAGUUGCAGGAUGCCAUCCAAGCGCUCUACAAGGCCUUCUGGGUUGAGACCAAGACUAUCAGUGACCCAAAGGUCGUCGCCGGGGCCUUGGAAUCGGCGCUCGGCAAAGCUUUGGCUGAGGAAAUCAUGGCUGCGGUGGGCAGCGAGCCGGUCAAGGCUGCUCUGAAGGAGAAUACCGAUAAAGCGUUCAAGGAUGGAUGCUUCGGAAUUCCCUUCUUUGUCGCGACCAACACCAAAGGCGAGACGGACACCUUCUGGGGCGUAGAUCACAUUGGUGUGCUGUGUGAUCAUCUUGGCCUCGAAGUCAAGAGAAAAGAGGGGGGGUUUCAGGCGUUGCUUUAAGCGUGAUCGGCUCGUAUGUAGCUUUUGAAACAGCAGUCCUGAUAAUGCAUAUUCCCAUAAGCCAGUGACGAG